Molecule: messenger RNA, 4058 nt
Organism: Bicyclus anynana (squinting bush brown)
Lineage: Eukaryota; Metazoa; Arthropoda; Insecta; Lepidoptera; Nymphalidae
Gene: Elp1
Product: putative elongator complex protein 1
Exons: 8
Coding region: 126-3953 (1275 amino acids)
Biological process (GO): tRNA wobble base 5-methoxycarbonylmethyl-2-thiouridinylation
Cellular component (GO): elongator holoenzyme complex; cytosol
Molecular function (GO): tRNA binding; protein binding
Source: RefSeq, a predicted model, not a curated record
AAUGACAUUUACAAACAUGUGUGAGACAUCAGACAUGUGUUGUGUUUAAAAAAUACAAGAAGAAAAUCAUUAAAACUUUAACUUUCAUGUUAGAAACUCAACAAUUACUCGUAUAUUCGUAAAACAUGAAGAAUUUAUGUUUGUGGGAUGUCUCCACAAGGAAAUAUUCAAUAGGAUCUACAAAUUUUUGUGCUAGCUACGGUCACCAUCAGGAAUCGUCAGCCGGUGAACUUUUUGUAUGUUCAUGUAAUCUACUUGUCAGCAAUUUUGAUAAUAGUGGUGAAAUUAAAUGGACAAAAGAUCUCACUGAUUUGGUUUCCGCGGAAAAUGCACCUGUUAACAUAACCUAUUUAAGCUUAGCCAACUGUGUGAGCGUUGGUCUCGUUAAUGGCGAAUUGAUCACAAUAAGCGACCUUGGAAGCAAUUGCGACUUGGCGGGCACAUGUGAAAAUGGAUUAUUGGCUAUGGAAUGGAGUCCUGAUCAAGAGUUACUGGUACUUGUCACCAAAGACUUAAAUGUAAUCCUUAUGUCUUAUAUGUAUGACCCUAUAAAUGAGUCAAAUUUAAUAAACAAUGAAUUUGGAGAAAAACAGUUUAUCACUGUUGGGUGGGGUAAAAAAGAAACUCAGUUCCAUGGAUCAGAGGGAAAGCAAGCAGCAAAAUUAAAAACUGAAGUUUUUGCGGGUGAGGAUAAUGAACUAAACAAUAAAAUAGUAAUAACUUGGAGAGGAGAUGGUACUUUAUUUGCUGUGGGUUUUGUCAUGGAAGGCAUCAGAAGGUUUAAAGUUUUUGACAGUGAUGGGAACUUGCAAUAUACAAGUGAAAAGCAGCCAGGUCUUGAAGCCAAUCUGUCGUGGAGGCCAAGUGGUAACUUAAUUGCAACUACACAGAGACUACCUGACAAAUAUCAAAUUGCAUUCUUUGAAAAAAAUGGCCUCAAACAUGGAGAGUUUACAAUACCUGUUGAAGAGACAACUGUUGUUGAGGAUUUGCACUGGAGUUUUGAUUCAGAAAUAUUAGCAUUAUUAUGUAGAGACACUAGUACAAACACCCAGAAAGUUCUGCUAUUUACAAGCAGUAACUAUCAUUGGUACUUAAAGCAAACACUAUUUUUUAAUGAAGGUCAAGCUAUAAAUACAAUUUUGUGGGAUAAUGAUUUUGAUAUAGCUAAUAAUAAAAAGUUGCAUAUAGUAUUACAAAAUGGGGAGCAUUACAUCUACACAUGGAUAUGGGGCACAGAUCACAGUAAAGGUAGAAGUGACUGUGAUGAUGCUGUUGUAGUGGUUAUAGAUGGGAAGAAAUUGUUAGUAUCAGCAUUUAGGUAUACAACUGUGCCUCCUCCCAUGGCAAAUGUAGAAAUUGAAUUAGACUAUGACAUUGAAUCAGUGCAUUUUGCGCCACAGAAUGAUACAGAUUUGAAUUCAAAUUCAUUUAUGGUUAAAACAAACAAACAAUUUAUUUUUCUAGAACAGUCUCUUAGAAAUCCAUUAAGAUAUGAAGUAUCUGAAACAGUAGCUUGUGAUAAUGUAAGUUUUCCAUUUAAAUGCUAUAAUUGGUACUGGUUAGAAGAUAAAACAUUUUUGUGCACAUCAGUUGACAAUGAUGGUUCUUAUCACUUAGUUCAAUACAGCAAAUAUGAUGGUAAAAUAAUACAAGAAAGUUCACAACCUCUGCCAUCAUCAGUAACAAGAAUACAAUGUCAUCCAUCUUUACCAUCAGUUGCAUUCUUACAAUUGACUACUGGAGAAAUCAUAGAGUACAGUUCUGAGGGUACUAUUACACCUCAAAUAUAUUGCUUUUCCGAGGCAUGUCCCAAGUUUCAUGUUUUGCAUGUAGAUGGUGUUGUCUACUUCUUGGGCCUUUCACAUAAAGGAUGCCUGUAUAUGAAUGACAAAAUAGUUCUAAAUAAUGUAAGCUCUAUAUCUGUUCACACUAGUUUUUUGUUGCUAACAACUUUAAAACAUAUCCUCCUUUGCAUUGAACUAACAAAAUCUGGCUUGAACUGUAUUGAAAAAUAUGAGAAAGUUGACAAUUCAGAUGUUUAUAAAAGAAAAAUUGAACGAGGAGCUAAGUUGGUUGUUACUGUCCCAAAUGGAACUAGAACUGUUUUACAAAUGCCCAGAGGAAACUUAGAAACCAUUGAACCUAGACCUUUGUCACUUAAAAUCAUUGGAGAAUACCUCAAUCAUUGCAAAUAUCAUGAUGCCUUCGAUUUAAUGAGGAAACAAAGAAUAAAUCUCAAUUUGAUUUAUGACCAUAAUCCUAAACUUUUUACAGAGAGUAUACCUGUAUUUCUUGAUAAUAUACAGAAUAAUUCAUGGCUAAAUCUGUUCUUGUCUGACCUUGAAAAUAUAGAUGUCACUAAAACUAUGUAUUCAAGUUGCUAUCCUGAGAGAAAAAAUAAUGUAGGGACAGCUCAAGGAAAGAUAUACAAUGUGUGUGACAUUUUUAUAACACAUAUAAAUAAAGCAGAUGACUAUGCUUAUAGAAUACUACCACUGUUAACAGCUCUUGUUAAGAAAAAUGAUCUGGAAAAAGCAUUAGCUAUAAUAAACAAUCUAAAAAAGGAAGAGUUGAAUAAGGUUGAUAUACCAGUUUCUUCUGAUGAAGCACUAAAAUAUCUAUUGUACAUGGUCAAUGUGGACAACCUAUUUGAUGUUGCCCUAGGGAUGUAUGAUUUUGACCUUGUUCUACUGGUAGCUAAUAAAUCACAAAAGGAUCCCAAAGAAUAUGUUGCUAUGUUAAAUGAAUUGAGUGAAAUGGAUGAAAAUUAUAAACAGUUUACUAUAAAUAAACACUUAAAGAGGUUUGAAAAAGCUGUACAAUGCCUUGCAAGAUGUGGACCAAACCGACAUGAUGAACUAAAAACAUUUGUUAAGUAUCACAGUCUUUACAGAGAAGCUCUAGCACUUUUUUCAGUUAAUGAAGAUAUAUACAAACAAAUGGCAGAUGAUUUUGGUCAUUAUUUAAAAUUAAAAAAAUUACAUAUAGAAGCUGGUAUAAUUUAUGAAAGAGCUAAUUGUUAUGAUAAAGCUGUUGAAUGUUACAAAGACGCAUUAGAGUGGGAACUUGUAUUAAAAUUAGCUCAAGAUAAACCUAAAGAAGAGUUUAAAGAAAUAUGUUGGGACCUGGCUAAUGCACUAAAGGAAGAAAAACGACAUAAAGAAGCAUUAAAAAUUAUAGAACAACUUGAUGAUGAAGAGGACAUAAUCAAUUUUGCUAUUGAGUGUGGUCAAUUUAAAGCAGCUUUACGAUUUUGUACUAAAUUUAACAGGCCCCAAUUAUUAGAUGAGACUUUGCUGCCAUCUUUGGUUGAAGAAUUUGCCAAUACAAAGGAACUAAUAGAAACCAAUUCGGCAAAUUUCGAUAAAUACAGAAGCCGCCUACAGAUAGUAAGAGAUACGAAAAGAAAUAAACCUGUCGAACAAUAUGACAAUAUAUGUCAUAUUGUUCGACAGGUUUAUGGUAAUAAAGACAGUGAUUUAUAUUCAGAUGCAGGUAGUACUGUUGCAUCUUCUUCUGGAUCUGGGCGCACUUAUCGUUCAAGUAAAAAUAGAAGGAAACAUGAGCGUAAAGUGGCAUCUCUAAAAGAAGGUUCGCAAUAUGAGGACACCGCUCUCGUCAUGGUGUUACACACCUUGAUCGUAUCCACAUUUGAAUUGAGGAUACAGGUUAAGGAAAUCAAUAUUGUGUUGUCUUGUCUUGGUAAAGACUCGGACGCUUUGUCACUUCAGUUAAGCUUAGAAAAAACAUUAAAAGUGAUGAAGGAGAGUUUCAAAGAAAUUUGGAGUAAUGAAUUUACAUUGGAAGCAACAAAUGCAGCUAUUGCAGCAGAAAAUGUACCAGAUGGGUGUAGUGUAAUCCCUCAGGGAAUGGCUACUCUAGAUUCACAUUUGAGAAUAGCUCCAGUAGUGCAAGAUAUUCAAUGGAAACUUGAUGGGCUGAACUUGUAAUACUUUACAGAUUUGGCAAUUUAUAUGUAUAUUUUAUGUACAUAUUAUUGUAAGUGUUAAUUUUAAAAUGUAUCAUAUUUUUGAAAUAUAAAUAAUGUACAUUCA